Molecule: messenger RNA, 2313 nt
Organism: Mercurialis annua (annual mercury)
Lineage: Eukaryota; Viridiplantae; Streptophyta; Magnoliopsida; Malpighiales; Euphorbiaceae
Exons: 9
Coding region: 96-1751 (551 amino acids)
Molecular function (GO): pyrophosphatase activity
Source: RefSeq, a predicted model, not a curated record
UAUAAGCCCUUUAGUAAUAAACCAAAACUAAAUAAACCGUUUAAUUCCUCCUCAUCACCAACUUCAGAAUUCUGAUCAUCACGGUUUCAACAACCAUGGCUGUAUCACCAAGUAAUCUCUUCGCAUCAAUAGACAUGGGUACAAACUCAUUCAAAAUGUUAAUAAUCCAAGCCGACCCAUCAUCCGGAAAAUUCCUCGCAGUCGAUCGCCACAAAAACCCAGUCUGCCUCGGCCGUGAUUUUUCCAUUUCCAAUUCAAUCUCGCCGGAAUCCCAUUGCCGAGCUCUCAAUUGCCUCAAGGACUUCAGCCAGAUUCUAAAAUCCAACAAAAUCUCACCGAGUCAAACUCGCUGUGUCGCCACUGCAGCAAUGCGCGAGGCGAGCAACUCGGUUGAGCUACUCAGUGCAAUUAAUGAAAGCACUGGAUUAGAAGUGUCUGUUUUGUCCGGUGAAGAGGAGGCACGGUUUAUUUAUCAGGGUAUGCUUCAAUUUUUAAACUUGUUUAAUAAAAGAGUGUUGGUGAUUGAUAUUGGUGGUGGGUCUACUGAGUUUGUUAUAGGGGAAAAAGGGGCGGUUAUUUUUGGUGUUUCUUUGAAAUUAGGGCAUGUGGGUUUGACUCAGAAGCUUUGUAAUAAUGGUAAUAAGGUAUCAGAUGUAAGAGAUUUUGUUAAGUUAGUUAUUAAGGAAUCCGGGUUAGUUGAGAAAGUUAAGAAAAUUGGGUUUGAAGUUGUUGUGGGGACUUCAGGGACUGUUAGAGCUGUCGAAAAGGCGGUUUUUUACGGUUAUGGGCGAGAUUUGGGUUGUGAUUAUGAGGAUUUGUUUAGUAAUUGUAAGAGGGAUUGGAAGUUCAGUGAUGGAGAAUUGAAGAGCGUUGUUGAAAGUUUGUGUAUGGAAGGAGAGAGUGAGAAGAGUAGGAGAGACGGGUUUUUUAAGAGGAGAUCGGAGUUUAUUGUUGCUGGUGCGGUUUUACUGGACGAGAUAUUUGGUAUGCUUGGAGUUGAGGAGAUGGAGGUUUCUGGUUAUGCAUUGGCGGAGGGUGUUAUUGCUGAAACUUUGGGUAGGGUUUUUCAGGGUUAUGAUUUGAAUGCUAAUGCGAGGUGGCUUUCUGUUGUAAGGCUUGCUACGAGGUUUAGUGAUAAGAAGAGAAUGAAAGCUGCCACACAAUGUGCACGCAUUGCCAAUGUGAUGUUUGAGGGCUUGAGAAAAUGGCUAUUGAUUGCUGACGAUCAAGUUAAAUUUAGCCUCUGCUUGGAUGAAAAGAGUCUUGAAUGUCUUGAAGCUGCCUGUUUGCUUCACAACAUAGGGCUCUCUGUUGGUAAAAAGGGUUACCAUAAGCAGACUUAUCGAAUUAUUUUGAAUGGCAAUUGUCUUCAAGGUCUUAGUGCUGAAGAGGUCAAGUUAAUAGCUCUACUCACAAGGCAUCACAGGAAGAAAUUCCCAGAGUCUGAACAUUCCAAUAUGGAUGAUAUAUCUGAAGAGAUAAAGAAGAGAUUUAGGAUUCUAUGUGUCAUUUUGCGCAUAUCCGUCAUUUUACCGAAGAAUGACUCUUUAAACUUCCAAGAUAUGGAAUUUUCACAUUCUCAUGAAGGAUUCAAACUGGUAAUCAGGGAAGCCACGGACCCAAUUGCCUUUUCAGUCGGAGAGGAGAUCGAGAAAUCUCUUAAAAAAGAGUUAUCAUUGUUUAAAACUGUUUUCCAACAGCAAUUGUUGGUUGAGGUUCUACCUUGCACUUCAGAAUCAUCAAAUAUAUGAAAAUACUCGACACCUAUCACCGUCGUCACUGUAAUAAUUCAGUUGAUACAUGCUGAAUUGCUGAUUAUAUUUGGAAUGGGCCAUUACCUAUGUAAAUUUAUUGCUGAAAAUAUCAUCUCCUUAGGAGCUUUAGUUGAGCAGUGUCAGAGAGAUGGGGACUGUGAGAUGCGAAAUUAUGUCAUGUAUUUUGCAGGAGGGCAGUAGUUGCUUAUAUUGUGUGAUGCAAUAGGCCUUCAUUUCCGUUAUUGGCUGCGUCUUCCAUUAUCAUUCACAACUCUCGCAGUAACAGCAGAAAAAGUCGACACGUCAAGGCUACAACCAUCGGCGAUGGCUACUUCAGUCAUCAAGAAUCUUCGAUGAUUGGCAGUUGAAAACACGGCAGAUUAUGACACAGUUAAAAUAUUAGUUUUGCAGAGGCAGGUGCAGAGGCUAACAGCUGAUGCACAACAACAACAAAAGCAUAUUUAAUUGAUUAAUUUAUGUAAUAAUGAUAAGUAUUUAGGAUAAGUUCUUUACGUGUAUCUGAUGUGUUAUGAAAGCUAUAGCAUGGUCCUCCUUCUAA